Podarcis lilfordi (Lilford's wall lizard) is the source of this 3301-nucleotide messenger RNA. The record is from the annotation of a GenBank genome assembly. Lineage: Eukaryota; Metazoa; Chordata; Lepidosauria; Squamata; Lacertidae.
AUGGUGGGUUUAGAUGUCAGAUGUCAGAAUCAGGUUUGGAGAAGGGGAGUAGUUCAGCGGUAAAUCAUCUCCUUUGCUUGCAGAUGGGCCACUGGCUCUUCUUAUGUUCUUAGAAUAUUCUGUAUGAGGAGAGGAGAUAGCAAAGAAAGUUAAGUAUUUGUUAAUGCAACAGCGGCCACAAGAAUAGUUUAUGUGCAAAGAACUGGAAAGAAAAGGCUACCCCAACCAAGGAGCAGUGGUUGCAUAAAUUAAUAGAAUUUGUGGAGCUUUGUGAGCAUGAUGGCCAAAAUAAGAAACUGGGAUGAAAUUAAAACAAGAUGCGAGUGGGAUUGUCUUGGAGAAUGCUUAGAAAGAGAUGGCAUUAUGGUAAAUUUGCAAGUGGGGAUAAACCUGUGGUCAGCAGUAGACAAGAUAAGUGAAUUGAAGGGAUGAAAAAGGAUGGAAGAACCAAGGAGAUGUAGAGAACCAAAGAAAGGGAAAUAGGAUGUCGGUGAAGGAUAGGUUGGGAAGUCGAUAUAGGAGUAUGAGACGAAGAAGAAGAAGAAGAAGAAGAAGAAGAAGAAGAAGAAAAAGAGGAGUUUGGAUUUGAUAACCCACUUUAUCACUACCCUAAGGAUUCUCAAAGCGGCUAACAUUCUCCUUUCCCUUCCUCCCCCACAACCAACACACUGUGAGGUAAGUGAGGCUGAGAGACUUCAGAGAAGUGUGACUAGCCCAAGGUCACCCAACAGCUGCAUGUGGAGGAGCAGGGAAGCGAACCCGGUUCACCAGAUUAUGAGUCCACCACUCUUAACCACUCUUAAUCACACUGGCUCUUGUGUGUUAAAUGCAUGUAAACUGUAAACUGGAACAUGCAUGCAUGCAUGCAUGCAUGAAUGAAUGAAUAAAUAAAUAGGAAUAUGCUGUAUGGAACACAUAUCUCCAAUUUUGUGAGAACCUGAUUGGCUCUUGUUUAGUUUCCAGGCUGUUUUUGAUUUUUAUAACUCUUCAGCUGGAGUUGCAGAAGCUGCAGUCCUCAAGAUGUUGCUGGACUACAGCUCCUCAUCAUCCCUGACUACUGACUAUGCUAGCUGGGGCUAAUGGGAGAUCAACUCCAUCGGGGGUGGGGGCACAGGUUCCCUGUCUCUGACCUCAGUGGACUAGGGCCACAGUAGCUGAAAGGCCACCAACUCCCAUAUGAACGGGCCACUACCUUUCAUAUGGCCAUAUUUACUCUACUGAUCUUGAGAGGCUACAUUCUGUAUGCCUCCACCCUUUAUUACAAGAGGCAGGCCCUUCUUCAGGGUAGCACCUACUGUAGAUUAUGGAACUCCUUUGUGGAUGGCCCAUAGUUCAGUGGUUAAACAUCUGCCUUGCAUGCAGAAGGUCUCUGGUUCAAUCCCUGGCAUCUCCAGAUACGGCUAGGAAAGAACUCUGCCUUGCACUCUGGAGAGGUGCUGCCAGUAAGUGUGGACAACAUUGAACUAGAUGGAGCUUCCUAUAUUUCUGUCUUCUUGCAGGAGGCUCAGCUGGAUCCUUCACAACUGGGGUUUAACAGCAAGGUAAAACCUUGAUUUUCUGGAUACUAUAUGAUAAUGUACUUGCUGCUGUCAUGUAAUUGGCUGCAUUAUUGUUUUUAUUAUGCUUUUACAUGUGCAGUGGUACCUUGGGUUAAGAACUUAAUUCGUUCUGGAGGUCCAUUCUUAACCUGAAACUGUUCUUAACCUGAGGUACCACUUUAGCUAAUGGGGCCUCCUGCUGCCACAGCACCGCCACCAUGCAAUUUCUGUUCUCAUCUUGAAGCAAAGUUCUUAACCCAAGGUACUAUUUCUGGGUUAGCAGAGUCUGUAACCUGAAGUAUCUGUAAUCUGAAGCGUCUGUAACGCAAGGUACCACUGUAUUUGGUUGGGCCCUGUUGUUACUGAAUCUCUGUUUCUACUUACUACUACAGUGGUGCCUUGGUUUACGAACUUAAUUCUUUCUGGAGGUCCGUUCUUAACCUGAAACUGUUCUUAACCUGAGGUACCACUUUAGCUAAUGGGGCCUCCCACUGCUGCCGCGCCGCCAGCGUGCGAUUUCUGUUCUCAUCCUGAAGCAAAGUUCUUAACCCGAGAGACUAUUUCUGCAUUAGCGGGGUCUGUAACCUAAAGCGUCUGUAACCUGAAGCAUCUGUAACCCGAGGUACCACUGUAUUUUUUAUUUUGAUCUGCAGCAAUGAGCCAGUGAUCCUGCUUAGCUCUGUGCCUAUGAAAAACUUCACUCACUGAUUUUGGCAGAUCUGCAUGUUUAAAGGCAUUAGACUAGUGCCUGUUUUAUUUUAUUUUCUUUCUAGCCAGAUGAUAAUCCUAGAUCCAAACCCCUAGAUUUGCUAACCGUGAUUAUGGACAGCUCUCUCUUUCCAGAGAUGUUCUGCAAGCGGAAACACUGCUAAUGAAUUCUUAAGAGAUAUUUCUUAUGAAGCACAUUAUAACAUGCAGAUAAUCUGAAGAGAGUCUGUGCUUGCAUAAUAUAGAUUUAAUAGAUAUAACAAGACAAUUAAAACCUCAUUAGGCUUGACCUCGCUUGGCUAGAUGCACCAGGAAGUACCACUUUGUCUCUCUUUAAUAGGCAGCCUGGUUCAGGAACAAACACAUGAGUCAGGAAAGAGGAUUCCAGCAGGUUUUAAAUGCAGUCAAAAGUUGAAGGUCACACCCACACAAUACAUUUGAAGCAUCUUUGAAGCCCGUGGCUCCCCACAAAUAAUUUUCAGAACUGUAGCUUAUUAAGGGUGCUGUAAAUUAUAGCUCUGAGUUCCUGCGGCCCUAAUUUAAGACGGGUACCAGUUGAUCUGCGUCUCUGCUCAGUCUGCUGCCCAGGUACUAAAUGCUGAUGGGCAGUUUCAAGGCUCUUCCUGCUUUUCUCCUCUUAGUUUCCUUUAUCUAAUUGGACUUGGGACAAGACAACCCUUCAAGCAGAGGGAUGCCCUGCUGUUAUCUGUUAAAGUAGGACACAUGGACCGCCUGACACCACACACACACACACACACUCAUCACAUUUAUGCAUUAUGUCUUUCUUGCAGGUGACACUGCUGGAAUGUGUGGCACUUCAGUUGGGAAAUGUGUACGGGAGAGCUUUGGGGAGGCCGCCCUUGGCUUGGAAGCCAGGUCCAGUCAUGCUUCUCCAAGCCAAAUGCAUCCGGCAGCCAGAAUCCUUCUUCUCGCUGGCUCCUGUUCAUAAAAGGAAAAUUACUCCUCAGAUUUAUGAGUUACCUCCAGGUGUAAUUUAUCAACUGCUGCCUUGCCCUGGCCUAGACAACUGGGGAGAGGCCCAGUCUUUUGAUUAA